AUGAUCAAGAAGUUCCCUACACCUGUUCUAAAGCCAUUCUGGCCGUUCUUCGUUAGUGGAGCUGCGAUUUACUGGGCGAUGUCCAAGCUCGCGGACGCCUCGUCGAACUCAGCCGAGUUCAUCAACGACCCACGCCACCCCCGCUUUGCGCGCGGCGAAAAGCCGGUAGAGCUGGCCAAGUGA
Messenger RNA from Eremothecium gossypii ATCC 10895, 183 nucleotides. RefSeq names its product F1F0 ATP synthase subunit i (gene ATP18). The transcript has a single exon. Gene Ontology annotation, molecular function: proton transmembrane transporter activity. The record is from RefSeq and is marked provisional. Gene Ontology annotation, biological process: proton motive force-driven ATP synthesis. Bases 1 to 183 code for a protein of 60 amino acids. NCBI's taxonomy places the organism in Eukaryota, Fungi, Ascomycota, Saccharomycetes, Saccharomycetales, Saccharomycetaceae.